AUGGAUAUUUGUAAUUUGUUGAAUCACCACAACGACCAGCGACCCUCUUCGGCAAGAUCAUCUCCGUUUUACUGCACUUGGGAUGGGUGUCACAAACCAUUCACUCGUCGGUCCGAUCUCGUGCGUCACUUGUGCAUCCAUACAGGAGAGAAGCCUUACAAAUGUUCAUGGCCCGAUUGCAGUAAGCACUUUAUUCAACGCUCGGCUUUGACAGUUCACAUGCGCACGCACACGGGUGAACGACCUCAUCUUUGUGAAUAUCCAAACUGCGGCAAGUCAUUUGGCGAUUCUUCCUCCCUAGCACGCCAUCGACGCACGCAUACCGGCCACCGCCCGUACACUUGUGAAUGCGGUAAAUCGUUCACUCGUCGAACGACGUUGGUCAGGCACCGGCAGCAAGUGCCUUGCCACCAGUUCAAUGCGUUAUCUUUAGAAGCAACAUCA
This is a messenger RNA of Radiomyces spectabilis, 444 nucleotides long. RefSeq lists its product as uncharacterized. Gene Ontology annotation, cellular component: nucleus. Lineage: Eukaryota; Fungi; Mucoromycota; Mucoromycetes; Mucorales; Radiomycetaceae. Gene Ontology annotation, molecular function: DNA-binding transcription factor activity, RNA polymerase II-specific; RNA polymerase II cis-regulatory region sequence-specific DNA binding. The record is from RefSeq and is a predicted model, not a curated record. Gene Ontology annotation, biological process: regulation of transcription by RNA polymerase II. The transcript has a single exon. The annotation marks the transcript as partial.